This is a messenger RNA of Pipistrellus nathusii (Nathusius's pipistrelle), 1353 nucleotides long. The record is from the annotation of a GenBank genome assembly. Lineage: Eukaryota; Metazoa; Chordata; Mammalia; Chiroptera; Vespertilionidae.
AUGUUUUCCCCCAAGCUGAGCACUGGGGGAGGGCUAAAGGCACUGUCAAGAGUGACACACCCCUCUCCAGCAGCAACAGAACCACCUAAUCUGCAGCAGCAGCUGGACAAACCACCAUUCACAAGGCACUUUGAGAAUUUCAGGAUGAAAGCAUCUCCGGUCUUUGCCUGCCUAGCUCUGGGCCUGGCCUCCAUCCUUGGUGAAGGAUCUGCCUCAGACCAUCGCCAGCUUCAGGCGGCCCAUAAGGUCACAGAUUUUGGAGUGAAGGUGUUUCAGCAGGUGGCCCAGGCCUCCAAGGACCGUAACGUGAUUUUCUCACCCUAUGGUGUGGCCUCAGUCCUCGCCAUGCUGCAGCUAACAACCAGAGGAGAAACCAGGCAGCAGAUCCAAGCAGCAAUGCAAUUCGAUAUUGAAGAGAAGGGCAUGGCCCCUGCCCUUCGUCAGCUGUAUAAGGAGCUCAUGGGGCCAUGGAACAAGGAUGAGAUCAGCAUCGCCGAUGCCAUCUUCGUUCAGCGGGAUCUGAAGCUGGCUCAAGGUUUCAUGCCUCACUUCUUCAGGCUGUUCCGCACCACAGUCAAGCAGGUGGACUUUUCAGAGAUUGAGAGAGCCAGGUUCAUCGUAAAUGACUGGGUGAAGAGACACACAAAAGGCAUGAUUAGUGACUUACUUGGUGAAGGGGCCGUGGACAGCCUGACACGCCUGGUACUAGUGAAUGGCCUGUACUUCAAUGGCCACUGGAAGACACCAUUCCCAGAGUUGGGCACCCACCACCGCCUCUUCCACAAGUCCGAUGGCAGCACUGUCUCAGUGCCCAUGAUGACUCAGAACAGCAAGUUCAACUACACUGAGUUUUCCACCCCUGAUGGCCAUUACUACGACAUCUUGGAAUUGCCCUACCAUGGGGACACUCUCAGCAUGUUCAUUGCUGCUCCCUACGAAAAAAAGGUGCCUCUCUCAGCCCUCACCAACAUUCUGGAUGCCCAGCUCAUCAGCCAGUGGAAAGGAAAUAUGACCCGUCUGCCCCGCCUCCUGAUUCUGCCCAAGUUCUCCCUGGAGAGUGAAGUUGACCUCAGGAGGCCCUUGGAGAACUUGGGGAUGACCAACAUCUUUAAUCCAAGUCAGGCGGACUUCUCCACUUUUUCAGAUCAAGAGCCUCUUUAUGUAUCGCAGGCCCUGCAAAAAGUGAAGAUCAAGGUGAACGAGAGAGGCACGGAGGCAUCCUCCUCUACAGCCAUUGCCGUCUCAGCCCGAAUGGCCCCUGAGGAGAUCAUCAUGGACAGACCCUUCCUCUUUGUGGUGCGGCACAACCCCACAGGAACAGUCCUUUUCAUGGGCCAAGUGAUGGAACCCUGA